AUGAAGUCCUCCCACCUUGCCGCCGCCGUGCUGGCGGUGGUCUUCGCGCUGCACUGCGCCCUCGCCACCAGGCCCGCCUUCACCACCGUCGAGGCCCCGGCUGCCACGCUCUGCGCCUUCCGCGGUGCCUGCCCUCGCGGCGACUGGGCUCUGCUGAGCCGCUCCGCCGCCGACGAGCUUCACUCCGUCACCAUCGCCGUCAAGCUGCGCGCCAACGCUGAGGCCGUGUGCGAUGCGCUCCUCAUGGAGGUCUCGACGCCCGGCUCGCGCAAGGCCGGCCUGCACUACACCCACGAGCAGGUGGGCCAGCUCCUGAGCGACUUCGAGCACACCCGCACCGUCGAGCAGUGGCUGCGCGCCCACUCGAUCGAGCACCAGACCACGGCCAACGGCGACUUCAUCCACGUCACCGCCUCCGUGGCCAAGCUCGAGCAGCUCCUCCACGCCCAGUUCCAUGAAUUCUCCUCCAAGGCCCUCGAUUUCACCGUCCGCCGCACCAGCUCCAUCUCGCUCCCCGCGAAUGUGGCUGCGUCGAUCGACUUCAUCACCAACACGAUCCGCUUCCCCAACAUCAAGGCCCACUAUGCCAUGAUGACUCCCAGCGGCGCCCAGCACAGCGCGCGCCAGAGCAGCAGCGGCAACGUAACUCCCCAGACCAUCUACCAGUUCUACGGAGUGACCAAUACCACCGUGACCCGCCCCGUGGGCCAGUCGGUCUUCGAGACGGGCCAGAACUUCUCGCCCUCCGACUUGGCCAGCUUCCAGAAGCAGUACGGCCUGGUGCAGAACCCGGUGAAGACGGUGAUCGGCAGCAACGACGGCUGGGUGUGCUACUGGUCGCCCGACAGCUGCGCCGAGGCGAGCCUCGACGUGCAGUACAUGAUGGCCAUGGCCCAGAACGCCCCCACCACCUUCUGGUCGAUGGACUCGACGUCGCAGGACCCCUUCUACGACUGGAUCAUCGCCCUGGCCGGCACGGCCAACCCGCCGCUCGUGCACUCGAUCUCCUACGGCUCGAUCGCCACCGAGGACUCCAAGACCGACAUGACCCGCUUCAACACCGAGACCUGCAAGCUGGGCCUCAAGGGCGUCACCAUCACCGUCUCGUCCGGUGAUGACGGCGUGGCUAACUACGAGGCCCGCAGCGACUCGUCGCAGUGCGGCUUCAACCCGUCCUUCCCCGCCACGUGCCCCUACGUGACCGCCGUCGGCGCCACCAUGGGUCCCGAGUUCGGCCAGCCCGAGGUGGCCUGCACGUCCAACAACGGCGGCCUCAUCACCACCGGCGGCGGCUUCUCCGUCUUCUUCCCGCGUCCCUCGUACCAGGACGCCGCCAUCAAGCAGUACCUCACCACCGCGCCCAACCUGCCCCCGUCGUCCAUGUACAACACGGCCGGCCGCGGCUACCCCGACGUGGCCCUGCUCGGCCACAACUACCAGGUCGUCAUCGGCGGCGGCACCUACACCGUGUCCGGCACGUCGGCCUCGUCGCCUGUGUUCGCCGGCUUCGUCACCCUGAUCAACAACUACCGCGCCUCGAUCGGCAAGGGCCCCGUGGGCUUCAUCAACCCGGCCCUCUACCAGUUCGCUGCCCAGAAGAAGCCCGUCUUCAACGACAUCACCGUCGGCGAGAACAACUGCUGCGCCGGCAGCCCCGGCUCGCAGGUCUGCUGCCAGUACGGCUUCAACGCCACCGCCGGCUGGGACCCCCUCACCGGCCUCGGCUCCGUCCGCUUCCCCCAGCUCCUCCAGGCCCUCGCCCAGAUCUAA
Acanthamoeba castellanii str. Neff is the source of this 1770-nucleotide messenger RNA. Its product is annotated as Prokumamolisin, putative. The record is from RefSeq and is a predicted model, not a curated record. Gene Ontology annotation, molecular function: tripeptidyl-peptidase activity; serine-type endopeptidase activity. The transcript is spliced from 3 exons. Bases 1 to 1770 code for a protein of 589 amino acids. Gene Ontology annotation, biological process: proteolysis. Lineage: Eukaryota; Discosea; Longamoebia; Acanthamoebidae.